This is a messenger RNA of Hemisphaericaspora subhashii, 1407 nucleotides long. RefSeq lists its product as uncharacterized. The transcript has a single exon. The coding region runs from base 1 to 1407 and encodes 468 amino acids. Lineage: Eukaryota; Fungi; Ascomycota; Pichiomycetes; Serinales; Debaryomycetaceae. The record is from RefSeq and is a predicted model, not a curated record.
AUGACACUUAAUUUACCACACGCCAAAAUUACCAGCAUUGAAAGUACAACAAGAAAAAGUAUGAGUAAUAACCAACCAAGCAAAGAUGAUGUCUUAGACUUCAUCAAUUCACUUCCCGAUUCUAAACCAUCUACUCCAAAACUUCCAAUUGGUAAGAAAUCAAGUGAUUUUGACAAUACUUCAAUCUCCUCGUCUGGAACCACCAAAAAGGAAGAAAAUCCAGAAGAUUUAUUGGACUUUCUUGAUGAAUUGGCUCAACAUGAAAAGAAACGUCCAACUAAGAGAUUAGAACCCAAGAAAACCGAUACAAUUUCAGCCACUCCUCCUCAUCCUCAAGCUCCUGCGGAUGCAACACCUUCUGCGACUGAUGUAGUUGGCAGCACUGAUGCAACUACUGGUCCUUCAUCGUCUGACACUUCCAAAUCUGAUGAUGGCCAUACCACUAAUGAUGCUGGUGCUGAACUAGAAAUUGGUGAUCCAAUAAGUUCAAUUACAAAUUGGUGGUCGACUCAAGGUUCUAAUAAAGUAUCAUCUCUUUGGGGAUCGAUAACUACUAAUGCGGAAAAGAUUACUGAACAAACUUAUCAAUUGGCUCUGACUACCACGAAUAGAAUUAAUCAAGAACGACAACAAAUUGAUACAGCUGAUAUUUCUAAUAAAUUGAAUUCCAUGAUUCUUAAUGUUGGUCAAUCUAUUAAACAAGGUAUAUUAGAAGAAUUGGGUGAUGUUAAUGAAGUAUUGAAUAUUUUCGUUGUAUGUGAUUUAUAUAAUUUAUCAUAUUUGGAUCGAAUUGUAAAUGAAAAGUUUUCCCAGGUGAUGAAGCAAGUUGAAGGUGGGGUUAGAGUAGCUGUUCAUCAAUUCAAUUCCCAUUCCACUUCACAAGAACCUCUGAAUACUACUUUGAAUUUGUUUUAUGGGAAAUUAAUCGAUGGUGAAAAAUUAUGUUUUGCAAAUUUAGAAAGUUCAAUUAAAGAUUAUAGAAGACUUCAAGCUGCCAAUGCACCAAAACAAGACAAUGAAGCUCAACAACCUGCGGAAGAAGAUGAAGAAUUAGUAAAUACUUCAAAUAUUUUCAUUUCUAUUCAACCAAUAUGUACGAAAUCCGAUUCUUCAAAACUGACUACAACUGAUUCAACUACCGUUAUUGAAGGGACAAAUCCUGAUUCAUUUAGUUUUACAAUCAUCUUCAAGGAUAUAACUAAUGAUAUUUCAAUCAUUACUAAAUCCCAAGCAUUCCCAUUACGUUGGGCUUCUUGGCUUGAUGGAGAUGAUUUGAGUAUAAUGGGAGAAGAACCAGAGGGAGAAGUGGAUCCAAGGGAAUGGGUAAGUGGUUGGAUUAAAGAUGGAUUGGCAUUGAGUUUAGGUGUGGUUGCCCAAGAAUAUGUUAUUAAGAGAAUGGGUAUUUAG